AUGAACAUCAAUUACUUAUAUUAAUAAAUUGAAGACUAGGAUGAAUAGAUCGAGAAGGCCACUAAAGUUAUCGAAACACUGACAGCAGAAAUUGAAACCCAACAAAAAGAGAUUAUAAGAUUGAAAUAUGAAAAUGAAUAUUUGAAUUCAUAAAAUAAAAUACUUGAAAAGGAAAAGUUAGCCCUUUAAAAAGAGAGCAAUAAUAUUGAUACCAUUAAAAAAUGUGAAAUUAGAUAAAAGCAGAUUAAUGUAAAUUAAAAGGAAAAAAUAGAGAAAUUCUAAACAUUAUGGGCUCAAUAAGAAUUGAAUUAUAACAAUACAAUAAUUGAAUUAAAUGAAAAUAUUAAACAGCUUUAGUAGUAAAAUGAAGAAAAACAAAAUGACCUAGAAUUACUUUAUAAGUAGAGUUAACAACAACAAUUAGCAAUUAAUUAAGUAAUGGAAAUUUUGGAACAAAAAGAAUAGGAAUUGUAACAGUUAAAUUCAUAUCUUAAUAAUCAAAAAGAAAACACAGAUAAUUUCAGUACAAUAUAUAAGUAAGACAUCGAAAAUUUAAAAAAAUUCACAGAAAACUUAUUUAUAUAAUCCGAUAAAAAUAUCAUCAUGUAAAUCAAUAAAAAUAAGGCUUCAAAGAAUAACGCAUCCUCCAAAGAUCUUAAUUAAACUCAUCAGAUGGCUUAAUAAUAUAAAGAAGAAUAAAAGGAUGAAUCACAUAUCUAUGAUAUUAUCUUGAGAUAAAGUAAAUAUAUAAACGAAAUUUAUACUAAAUUAUAGAAUACUAUUUCAAAUGAGUAACUUUCAGAAUUUAUUGUUCAAGUUAAUUAUAUGAGAUAAUAUUUUGAGAUCAUGUAAAAUAAAAUUUACGAUAUUAAUGUUGAGAGAAAUAUCAUACAUCAAGCCUAUGUAAAUUUAGCCUAAUAAACUAAAACAUAGUAAUCAUACAUUGAAUAAUUAUUGACUAUGAUUAAGAAUUAUUAAAAUACUAAUAAUAAUAACGAUGUUGAAGAAAUUAAUAAAAUUGAGGUCUUAGAUAUCAAAAUUCUAGAACCUGUUAAUGAAAAUAUGCAAAGGCUAUUAUAAAGUUAUUAGUCUAGUUUGAUAGCUAAAGAUGAAGAGAAAAUGUCCUUAGAACGUCAGAAUGUAAAAUUAUAGCAGAAAAUAGAUUAACUUUAAUCUCAAUAGUAAUAAUAACUGUAGACAUCUUAAUAAUCUUAAUAAUUGGUUUCAUUAUUGCAAAAUCCAAAAAAAUAAACAAAAAACAACACUAAUCUAAAUAAGAUGGAGUCAUUAGAGAAGGAAAAUUAAUUGUUAAUUGAAUAGUUAAAUGAACUAUCGAAAGAACAUGAAGAAACUGUGAAAAUGCUUGAUAAAGCUAUCACGUAAUUAGAACAAUAAACAGAGACUAUAUAAAAAUAUGAAUAAGAAUAAAAUACUAAAAUGAAAGGCAAAAAUAGUUUUAUUGAAACAUAGCAGCCUACUACAUAGGUGAUAGAAUCUUAAAUCGAUAAAUUUUUAGAAUCAUGCUCUUUAUUACCUCCAUUGAAAUCACAAACAGAUAGUGUAGUUUAGAAAACUAAUAUUUUAAUUGAUCUGGUUACGAUGUUAACAGAUUCUUAACAUGACAUCUUAUAAAAAUUAUUAGUAACUUUUUUAGUGACAAGAGAUAAUAAGAGUUUGUAAGGAUUUGAGAAAGACUUUGCAACUUUAAAAUCUAUUCGACAUAAUAUUGGAAUCUUGGAUUAUUUGGAUUAAUUGGAAUGUUUAAAAAACGAUUUGUUGAAUAUUAUAGAGAAAGAAUUGAAAUGCGAAUAUGCAAUACCUUAUGGGAAAUCUAUUCUUAUAUAAGUACUUAAUUUGAUUGCUUAAAAAUAUAUGGAAAUAGUGUAAAAAGAUACUUAAUCUAUUGAAAAACAGAUGAAGAAAUAUAAAAAUCAUAUUGUAAUCUAUAAAAUGUACAAGUAAUGGAAAGAAUGCAUUUUGGAUUUCAGUGAAAUAAUCUUUGAGAUUAUUGAGAGUAUUGAUCAUAUUGGAUAGCCUUAAUUUGAAAGUAAAUUAAAUUAACAAAUUGAAAAGCUUAACUACAACUUUAUUGAUAAUUUUGAUGAUUGA
Paramecium tetraurelia is the source of this 2109-nucleotide messenger RNA. RefSeq lists its product as uncharacterized. NCBI's taxonomy places the organism in Eukaryota, Ciliophora, Oligohymenophorea, Peniculida, Parameciidae. The transcript has 5 exons. The record is from RefSeq and is a predicted model, not a curated record.